AGGGGUUCUCCAAGCACUCUUUACAUUUCGAUGCUAUCGAGUGUUUAUAGAAUCCCCAUUUGGUACCGAUUUAGGGAUACACGGUCAUACGGCGUUAGAAAUGCAUUCACCAUAGCUCAAGAAUGGUCGGUGUUGGUGCCAUGCUGCCCCUCCAAAUGAAACCCACUCAACCUUCGUCAUCCCCUCCAUCCGGCUUACUCUACUGCUAGUUAUGCGGUACUGUACGAGUACAACUCCAUCUCCCUUAAAUACUGGUUGAUGUCCCCUGUAUUUCCCUCCCUUCUCUUCUCGCAUCGCUUUCCAAAACAACUUAUCGCUAAAAACCUCAUUGUCAGAAAAAUUCAGAAAAAUGAGCGCCAUUCCUAAGCCAGUGAGUUGUUGAAUUCGUCUUCAAUUCGUAAACUCGGGCAUUAACGGAUUCUUUGUUUGAUAGGUCCUCACCAGUGAUGCCGCUCCUCGUGAGUAUCCCUUCCAUCAAUGCUCCCUCCACCGAACGGUUGAUUGAUCGCUCCCUGCCCUUUUCUUUUCUCUCGGCGAAAUGUAGCUGCGGGGCCCUACGUGAGCCCAUCCACUCCACGCCUGAUGCGCUCAAUUAACGGUGAAACCAGUCCCAAGCAAUCAAGGCCAAUGGUCUCGUCUUCGUCUCCGGUCAGAUCCCAGCCGACAAUAGCGGAAAUGUUAUUGAGGGUAGCAUCGAGGAAUGCACUGUAAAAAGUUUCCCCUCCCCGGUUCUCCACUCGCAUCGACUGACUGUUUCAUAGGAGGCUGUUUUCGUGAAUCUCGCCGCUGUUCUGAAGGCAUCCAACUCCUCCUUCAACAAGGUACUCAAAACCACCGUCUUCCUUUCGGAUAUGGCCAACUUCACCCGCAUGAACUCUGUUUAUGAGAAGCACUUUUCCGGGCACAAGCCCGCCAGAAGCUGUGUUGCCGUUAGGGAAUUGCCAAAGGGGGUUCACGUCGAGAUUGAACUCGUUGCUUUGGAGGAUACCCUUCCUGGGAAAGCUCGAGAGGGGGGCCAUGGGAACGUGGGGGAGUAAGGUUGGGUCGAAUAUGGGAAAUUCUGUCCGAAAUCCAGGGUUUCCGAUGAUUGGAUCAUUGCUACUGCUGCUCUCUUUACUCCCUUCAAGCCUGGGGCAAUCGGAACCAGCAACAGUUCUUAAUGCGGUGGAAAGGUGUUGGCUUAUGUAUUCCUCGUUGCGAAUCGAAUGAUACACACUUUAGUGUCAGUGAGUUUUAACUACUCGUAUCAUGACUAGCCACAUGUGCUGGUCUGUGUGACAAGGGACGCAGUCGCGAAAACGAGCCGCGACAUCAGUCGAACCACGACUUCAAGAGCUAGUACCGUACCGGUACGUUAAAUCUAAUAAGCCCCACAAUCCUUGUAUUCUCCAAGAACUUACAAGCUAUGGUAACCCCCUCAGGCGCUGGAGACGUCAAAACUCUCCUGAACGACCCACAUUUAUCGAGUCUCUUUUCAAGCCCUUGCCACGGGAUUGCUAUCCGGCGGCUGACUUUCCGCACCGAGUGAUGCUGUGUGACAAGGGAGACUCCUCCCUGAGCCCACAGAAAAGGCUGAAACGCACAGCGAGGUAUGAUAUCGUAUCACACGGAGACUUCGCAGCCCAAACAACGCAAGCGUAACAGGGGCCUUAGGCAGCGCAAGUAGAGUAGAACACUGCAUCAUAAUAGAUUGAUCAGCUUUGCAUACUGGACUUCUACCAGCGCCGACUAGGUUAAGUUACUGUACAUAUAACAUCUUUUACCAGCACGCACACACAUACAUGCUUCCUAAACAAACAUAAGUAUUACAAGAGCCCGCCAAUUAGUAAACCUUCAAUCAGAUCCAAUAUGCUAGUACAACCCCUCCUCCGCCC
This is a messenger RNA of Tuber aestivum (summer truffle), 1874 nucleotides long. The record is from the annotation of a GenBank genome assembly. Lineage: Eukaryota; Fungi; Ascomycota; Pezizomycetes; Pezizales; Tuberaceae.